UAUAUAAGCAUAAGAACAUGAAAGUAAUCUGUGCCGGUUUCCCGAAAACAGGGACCAAGACCAUGUACGCGGCUCUACGCGAGCUCGGCUACUCAGUCUACGACUUCGACGAAAACUUCUGGUUUCUUCGGCGAGAGUGGAUGAAGAUUCUAUCGGGACAGAGUGAGGAUUCGGACUUGUGGAGAGAAAUGUACUCAGACGUGGACGCGGUUACAGAUCUCCCUGCAAGUUUCUUUUGGCGAGAAAUACACAGAGCAUUCCCGGAAGCCAAAAUAGUAUUAACGUUACGGGAAGACUCUUCUACGUGGUUGGACAGCAUGAACCAUCAAAUACAAGUUUUAGAAGAUAAUUUCAUCUUCCGUCUCAUGUGCUUUGUCUGCCCAACCGCGAUUUGGAUGCGUUUCAUGGUUAACGCUAUAGGGAAAGUUGUUUUCAACGCGGCUCCAAUUUGGCCGUGGCAGUGGAACUAUGUUAGUAGAUCAAACGGGGUUCGCAUGAAAGAGGUGUACGACAAGCAUAACGAGAAUGUAUUACAGUUUGCGCCGAAAGACAAACUUUUAGUGUUCCGGUGUCAGGAGGGUUGGUCUCCGCUGUGCAAAUUCCUCAAUAAGCCGAUCCCGGAUAAACCUUUUCCACAUAAAAACAUACGCGGAGGCGUCGUCGCUGAAAAGCUGCUCGAAAAUUCUCCACUAAUAUGCAGAUUGCAACUGGAAUUCAAAGUCGCCAUCGCAACCGUUCUAAUACCAGUCGUGUAUCUCUUUUUCCGUAACUUUUGGCUGAAGUAAUUGUCUUUUUUGACCGUAUAUGUAACUUAAGUUACGGUAAUAAGUUAUAUAUAACCGAGGGCUAUAUGCGGGCACGUUUUCGAGUCGUGUGAUUGGGGAGGGGGUCAUCUUACGAACACGCGCAAAAUCGAGAUGCAAGUGCAGGAAUUGUCGUGUUUUUUUUUCUACCGUUUUAAUAUUUUUGUAUAAAUACAUUUAAUACGUGAGGACCGCUAUGUUAUGUUUCACUUGUCAGUUUAUGCAGCCCAAUUAAUGAAACCUUCACAGUUACACAGGAUUUUUUAAGUUUAAUGCUUUAAAAGUACGUAUAUAUGCGUAUGUUAUAAAAAACAUCUUCUGCCAAUUGUUUGUUUUGUGAUUGUGAUAUUAAAUGACCGACGUUUUCUUGGAAAAAGAAACUUAAACCGAAACAAUGACUCACAGUAUAAGGUAGACGAAACACCGGUUAUAUCACAAAACAAAACGCCAGAAGUCCUCCUUGACCUCCUUGACACACCUGGCGAUGCAUGUUGCAAAUAGCGUGUUAAAAUAUCCAUCUUGUUGGUGUCUUGUUCGCAACUUAUGCAUCUUAAAGUCGCAAGCACCACGCAUUUGGUAAUUAAUGUUUAAACAGUGUUAAAAUUUACCAUUUUUUAGUACAAACAUUACAACAUGUAUGUCUACGGUACGAUUGUCUUUAUUUCUUCUUAUUUCCAAAAAUAUUAUACUUGAGAUAAACAACCGCUCUUUUUCCAAACACCUUCUAAAGCUAAACUAUACUCGCAUAUGAUACUUUUACAUGGUGCUUACGACAGCAAGCGACCACAAAACGCACAUAAAACCAUCAAAACUGUAUGUGGACGGCGGAAGUAUGGAUGUCGUGAGGAUACGGUUUUAUGAUUCGUAAUGGGUCAAGUCUGUAGUGGAUAUGUAAAUAUGACUCAUUUCAUGAGUUUAAUAGACAAUGACGGUACAAAAAAAUCCACGCACUGCGAUUUAUUUGGAAUUCGACAAAUCAUCCAAUAAAAUCAUUCGGAUUUCUUGGACCGUGAAUAGUUUUUCGAAAAAUAUGAAACGAAUCCAGUUCAAGCCUGUUGUAUUUCUGUAACGAAUAUUCGACAGUUGCGCAUAUUUAUAUAUAGAUAUAUCAGCAUAGAAAAGUGUAAGUACAGGUGAAAUUCUAAUAUCGAUACUCGGUGCUAGUUGUUAAAAAUAAAA
Ciona intestinalis (vase tunicate) is the source of this 1982-nucleotide messenger RNA. NCBI's taxonomy places the organism in Eukaryota, Metazoa, Chordata, Ascidiacea, Phlebobranchia, Cionidae. The record is from RefSeq and is a predicted model, not a curated record.